Molecule: messenger RNA, 514 nt
Organism: Elaeis guineensis (African oil palm)
Lineage: Eukaryota; Viridiplantae; Streptophyta; Magnoliopsida; Arecales; Arecaceae
Source: RefSeq, a predicted model, not a curated record
AUGGCACUAUCCUACUGCCAAUGAUUUUGGGUCGGAGAUUAUACCGAUGGCUGCUAAAGACUACGACGUGCAGGCAUAUCUAUUCAAAGGAUACUGGGAGGAUAUUGGAACAAUAAAAUCAUUCUUUGAUGCAAAUUUGGCUCUCACUGAUCAGCCUCCCAAGUUUCAUUUCCAUGAUCCUAAGAAGCCAAUCUUUACAUCACCACGGUUUUUACCACCAACCAAGAUAGAAAAAUGCAGGGUAGUGGACUCUAUAAUUUCACACGGAUGCUUCUUGACACAAUGCUGUGUCGAACAUUCCAUAGUUGGGGUACGCUCAAGAUUAGAGUAUGGGGUGGAGCUUGUGGAUACCAUGAUGAUGGGUGCAGACUAUUAUCAGACAGAAGCAGAGAGAGCAUAUUUCUUGGCUGAGGGGAAAGUUCCAGUUGGUGUUGGAGAGAACACUAAGAUUAGGAACUGUAUCAUCGACAAAAAUGCAAGGAUCGGAAAGAAUGUGAUCAUCACAAAUGCAGAU